AUGUGGCAACACAACAGCGCACCGGUACUCCAGUUGGCCAAAGCCUCCAGUGGGGUCGGUAUGGUUGUGGCCCCGUUAUUAGCUGGACCAUUCAUUAAGGGCAAAAUAGUCCCUGAUAACUUCACACUCUACGAGUUUCUUAAUAAAACUCACAGCACUGCUACUGGCGAUGAGGCCAUAGAUGACUAUAACCAGUCGAUUGAGCGAAGGGCUGACCUCGAGCUACCAUUCCUUGUGGGAGGAAUCGCUAACCUUAUAAUCCCGAUAUCCAUGCGGUAUAAAUACUUGGAAGAGGACAUAGACUGCCCAACGGGUGGCACCGGUAUGUCGCCGGACGACAGAAGAGCAACACUUCACAGCAUAAAAGAGUUCACUAUAAAGAAACCAAUUGUCGAGCAGUCGGCGCUCAUGAAGUGGACAUUCGUGGCACUGAUAGCUACCAGUCUUAGCACAUACGGCGCGAUGGAGAACAUGCAUCUCGUCUACAGUUCCACUUACUAUCAGUUGAGUGCCGUCCAGAUGUCCGCCUCCCGGGCCGCCGACGUACUGUCCGUAUUGAACGCCAGCCUAACGGUCGGCAAAUUGAUCUCAACGUUCAUCGCACUAAAAGUGAAGGCAAACAUUAUGCUUAUGUAUCACAUGGUCUUACUGGCCAUCUCUCAGGCCGUGCUCUACUUUGGCCGCACCUCCCAAGUCAUGGUAUGGAUUGGAAACGUAUUGAUGGGUUUCGGAUACUCUGCUAUCUGGCCGUCAUAUUUCCAAUUUGGCGAAGACUUCGUAGGCCUAACUGACAACAUAGCGGCUAUAUUUGCAUUGGUGUCGGCCAUCUGUCCGAUGAUAACCCCCUUCUUCUUCGGACCCCUCGUUGAGGAAAAUCCCGACAUUUUUAUUAUAAUGGAGUUUGAUAAUAGGAGCCUGCUGGUUAAAGUGGUUAUUAAGUCACCUACACGCUUAUAUCUAUUACCCCCUCUGAUUGACUACAUGUAA
This is a messenger RNA of Oppiella nova, 987 nucleotides long. NCBI's taxonomy places the organism in Eukaryota, Metazoa, Arthropoda, Arachnida, Sarcoptiformes, Oppiidae. The record is from the annotation of a GenBank genome assembly.